AUGGUUAGCAUAAUGAUACUAACCAUAUACAAGAAGAUGGAUAUUAAGAUGAGUGUAAUAAGGUGUUACAUGAUCAUGCUAAUUAUUGUACUAACACUCUCAAAUGUUGUAAAUGUAGCAGGAAGUCAAGAAAGGCCUCUUCUUAUUAAUUUGGGAGACGCUAAUUCAGAUACCGGCGGCGUGCUAGCUGGUGCUGGACUUCCCAUUGGCCUGCCCCAUGGAAUUACAUUCUUCCACAGGGGCACAGGUCGAUUUGGUGAUGGUCGUCUCAUUAUUGACUUCUUAUGUGAACACCUUAACUUGGGUUAUCUAACCCCGUACUUGGAGUCACUUAAGCCAAAUUUCACCAGUGGAGUCAACUUCGCCGUUGCAGGUGCAACCCUGCUGCCGAAGUAUGUUCCUUUUACCUUGAGUGUCCAAGUUCGCCAGUUUAUUCACUACAAAAAUCGGUCAUUGGAGCUUAUAUCACACGGAGCAAGGGACUUGAUCAAUGAGAAGGGGUUCCGUAGAGCACUUUAUAUGAUCGAUGUUGGACAAAACGAUAUCCUACUGGCCCUAUACGCGUCAAACAUAACCUUUGAACCAGUUGCUCAGAAGAUCCUGUCCUUUCUCGAAGAAAUUAGAUUGGCUGUCGAUACAAUCUACCAAUAUGGUGGACGAAAAUUUUGGAUCCAAAACACGGGGCCCUUAGGCUGUCAGCCAAAAGAACUUGCCCUGCAUCCUCAUACUGACGAUGACCUUGAUGAUAUUGGAUGCUUUCGUGUUAUUAACCAAGCAGCAACAGCCUUCAACGAGGGGCUUCGUCUGCUCUGUGAAGAUCUAAGAUCAGUGUACAAGGAUGCUGUUAUCGUCUAUGUCGAUGUAUAUUCUAUCAAGUACAGCCUAUCUGCCAACCCUGAAGAAUAUGGAUUCAAAAAACCAUUUACUGCUUGCUGUGGGCGUAAGCUUCCAAAUAACUAUGACAGAAAUGCAACGUGUGGACAGCCGGGCUCUACCAUCUGCAAGAAUGUGUCACAGUCGAUAAUAUGGGAUGGAGUUCAUUAUACUGAAGCAGCUAAUCGCAUUGUAGCAACAAAGAUACUGUCAGGAGAAUAUUCUACCCCACAAAUGAAGCUUGAGCAGUUCUGGGAUCUGCAUUAGGAGCAAAUCUGAGCAGCACCAAUGUACUUUCUUUGAAAUAAAAGCUUUUUUUCUUCUGUAUUCAAGCCAAGAAAAAGAUUUAUGAAUUUCCUAUAAAUAACUCUAUCUUGGAGUUUGCAUAAGGGGAUAACUUGUCGAAAAUCCUACAUUAGGCUAAGCAAUUUGUUCAUUGAAAAUGAAAGCAGAAAAUGAGAACCAGAAGUUUAA
Chenopodium quinoa (quinoa) is the source of this 1347-nucleotide messenger RNA. RefSeq names its product GDSL esterase/lipase At3g62280-like. Lineage: Eukaryota; Viridiplantae; Streptophyta; Magnoliopsida; Caryophyllales; Amaranthaceae. The coding region runs from base 1 to 1140 and encodes 379 amino acids. The transcript has 5 exons. Gene Ontology annotation, molecular function: hydrolase activity, acting on ester bonds. The record is from RefSeq and is a predicted model, not a curated record.